AGUCUCGUUUGUGUUUUGCUCGCGUACGGUUCGGUAGCGAAAGAUCGUCCAAUCAGCGCGAUCGGUCGAUCGACGACAUUACUCGUCGCGUGAUAUUUACCUUUGGACAUUUUUUUCAUCUCUUCGUGUAUCGCUAGAGGGUUGAUAAUUGGAUAAACUGAAAUUGUUCGGAGUGAGAGUCAAUUGAACGGGAGUGUAAAUAGUGUAAAAGAAAUGUCAAAUUGCUAAUUAGUUACAAAUUAUGACAUUUGAACAGUGAAAGUACCCCAUCGGAACGUAAUGGUUGGUGCGUAUGAUCGUGAAUGUAUUUCUGCGUGAGGCGCGAUGCUUGCGGAAACUUGAAAACCAUCAUUCGUGUGACAAUAGGUGUUACAUCAAUCGUUCCUCUCUGGCACGAAGUCGAUUUUAAUACAGCUGUUGCAAUGCCACGAUCACCGAGUGGAGGAAUCCAAAGCAGUUAGUUUAGUCAUUUUUUUUCGAAAUAGUUUUCUGCAUAUUGCAACAAAGCCUGCUGUGAUUGUGAUUGGAUCGAGAGGGGCGAGCACCGAACGGAAUUUAGAAUGGCCUAACCCAUGGUGCUGUGGUCGGGGAGAUGUUGAAGAGAUUUCGGUAGGUGUCGCUUUGGGUGUAUUGGUGUUGUGAGCUCUGCGCGAGAGCGAUCUACCGUGUGAUCGCGACCAGCCGCGGAUCGACGGACGAGAGCGGAUUGCGUUAGUCCGGGUGCAGUAUAAUAAUUUGCGGUGGUUUCGAUAUUGGUUCCGUCGCCGACGAUUUUUUUUAAGGAGCCUCCGAGUGUUUUUGUCUGCAACAAAGUUUGCGAAAGCCUACUGCUGUGAUUGCUACGAUCGAUUGGUGCGAAGUUCCAGCGGCUCAGCCAAUCGUAGCAAGCCUUGGCAGACUUAUUUCCCUUUCACGCAUGAAGUGCUCGGUACUGACCGCAAGAAGAGGUGCUCAAAAAAGAAAACAACAAUAACAAAAAAUACAAUCAUAAUUAUAAUCUGUGGUUGACGAAGUUGACCGUGGAACACAGAAAAAAUUCGAUUCUUACAAAAAAGCAGUGAUUUUCAGAGUGUGCUGAUUGUGUGCGUGGGUGUUUUCUGGUGUCUGCGUGUCUCCCAACAAGUGACCAGUGAAUGGAAUGUUGUUGAAAAAUAUGAAGUUGUCAGUUUUCACAACAAUCGUGAUGUAGCGAAUGGGAAGUGCAAGGAAAUGUCAAAAUGAAAGUUGUUCCCAUUGCCCAUUGUAUUGGCCAAACAAAACACAGCCACAUAGCGUUGGUGUUGUAGUGGAGAGGUUUGCUUUACGAACUGAGACACGGCAGUUCCUUCUUCCGUCCACAGUAGGCAGCAAAAGACAAAAGAUUUCGACGGACGGAAUGCGAGAAACCUUCGUCGUCGUCGUCCAAGCUGUCGUCACACGAACUUUGCAUAAACACAUGCAAUUGUGCAGCGGUGCAUGAAGGCACGCACAAUUUGACGGUGGAGCAAUUUUGCUGUCUUCCAUAAGGAUGAGCUAGCAUAAACAUCGUCAUCGACACUUUUUGGUCUCUACCCCGGAGCUGAAAACAUCUCCACCACAAGUGACUUUACCCCACGAAACGCGAGAGAGAUGCUAGAUAGCAGUGUUGGAAAAGUUUAAAGAUUGCAACCGAUAGCGACAGCACCUGUUUACCAUCCAGUCCCGAAGAAGAAGAUCGACUGGGAAAACAGCUGCGAAGCGACGCCCGGAGAGUUCGCUGACUCGUUCGCUGAAGCGUGGCCAGAUAUGAAGCGUGGAUGCACUGAUAUGUGAUAUGUAUAUGUGUUCGUGUUUGUGCGCGGGGGGAAAAAAUAUUCAUGGGAAAGUGCAACCUUGCCUUUUCCGAGUUAGGAGGAGCCCAACCCGAAACAGAAGGGACGGAAUUUGAGCAAUGCGCGUGUGAAAGUGAAUUGACCCCAUCCGGUUGCCGCGUUUCAGGGGUAGUAUUUCAAUCAAUCAUUGGGUGUGCGCUCAUCGAAGCGAAGUUUGAAGAAUUCGAUAAUGAAUGAUAGUGAGCUGUAGUAAAAAUUCAAUGGAUGCAAUAUUUCAGAGGGUGUUAAACGUCGAUUUUGAUUGAAGCACGGUGAUUUGAAGUUUAGUGUAACGAUAGGUGCGUGCCAAGCCGAAGCGAACCUAAAAUUGCUUCGCAGAUUUUUUGUGGAAAGUGAAAAGGUAGUGGGAAGCUUCAGCACGGAAUUCGUUGGAAGGUGGUGGAAAUAUAGCUAGUUGAAAGUGAAAUUGAUUUGAAGCUCUUGUGUUGGAAUUCGGUGGAUUAUUAUGGCUAGCCGAAGGCAGCAGCAACGGAACCGGGCAAGGCUACAACCACAGCAGUAAUGAGUAACGGGACGACGACAGCAACGGUAGCAACGGCGACCGGAAAUGGUAGCGGCGGAACAGGGGCUACGGAUGCGGAAAGUUUGCCCACCUGGCGACUUUGGGGCGAGGAGCGCGAGAAGGACGCCAUCUACACCGUGUACCUGAAGAAGGUCCGCUACCACAGGCCGACGCCGAGUGCCAGCAGCCAAGACUCGGACGAUGAAAUUUCGCACUUGGAGUGGGAAACGGUUCGGGUGCGGUUCGUGAAGGCGGCCACCCUCUCGCGGCUAGUCGAUGCCCUCACUACGGACGAUGGCGAAUUGGAGAGCACCUUCGUGAACGUGUUCCUCACCACCUAUCGGACGUUUUCGCAGCCGGAAAAGGUGCUGGAGCUGCUGCUGAAUCGGUACGAGAAGUUGCUGGCCGCGGAGUUGGCCCUGUUACCGGCCGAGUCGCUCAACGAUCAGCACAAGAAAACUCUAGUCUCCGUUCUUCACGUGUGGUUGGAUGGAUUCCCCGAGGACUGGGAUACGGAAAACCUGCAAAGGUUGCUGGCGUUCACCUCGAAGCGGCUGCCAAACUCGGAAAUACACGUUAAAGCUUUACAUAGGUAUACAAAUAGGUUAGAUAAGUACAGUCGAAUACCACCACCGUUGCCAUGGUCCGACCUGACCGACCAGUUCGGGGGCCUCUGCCUAACGCCCGCCUUCCGAGGGCCUCCGUCCCACCUGCUUAACUCGUACCGCUUUCCGAACAUCCCGGUCAAGCACUUUGCCGAGCAGCUGACCCGUAUGGAUAUGGAACUUUUCAAGCGGUUGAUUCCACACCAGUGCCUGGGAGCCAUCUGGUCCAACAGGGACAAGCACGAAUGCGGCUCGGUACUGGCCACCGUUACCCAGUUCAAUGCCGUGUCGUUUCGGGUCAUAUCUAGCAUAUUGAUCGAACCGCGACUGAAACCACAGGAACGUGCGCUGCUUAUAUCUACUUGGAUUGACAUCGCGCAAGAGUUACGAUUGUUGAAGAACUUCUCGUCACUGAAAGCGAUCAUCUCAGGACUACAGUCGAAUGCCGUCUACCGGUUAUCAAAGACUUGGGCAGCUCUGCCACGGGAAAAGCUAGAGCUCUACACCGAAUUGGCGCGGAUAUUCUCCGAGGAUAACAACGCGUGGGCCCAGCGAGAAGUGCUGAUGCGAGAGGGAACGGCCAAGUUUGCCGACACGGUAGGCGAGAAUGAUCGUCACCUGCAGAAAGUGUUCCAGAAGCAGAACACCCUUAUCAGCCACGGCACAAUUCCGUACUUGGGAACGUUCUUGACGGAUCUGACCAUGAUUCAUGCUGCCAUUCCGGACACCCUGGCCGAAGGGUUGAUCAAUUUUGACAAGCGUAGGAAGGAAUUCGAGGUGCUGGCACAGAUCAAGCUGCUACAGGGUGCUGCCAAUACGUAUCAUCUGCCUGAGGAUGCGUUGUUCGAUCGGUGGUUCGCUUCAUUGCUGGUGCUCGACGAACGGGAGGCACACACGCUAAGCUGCCAGCUGGAACCACCUCCGGAAACGCACAAACGGCCUAGUCAUCAGGGGCACAAGAAGAGCGACUCGAUUGCUUCGAACAGCAGUAGCGGGGCUGGAUCCCAGUUCUACUGUGACAUCAACAAUGCGUCCAAUGCGAGCUACAGUUCCCGGAACAACUCCCUAGACCGAGACGUGACACCGCCGAACGCGUCUAUCCUCUCCGCGGCCAGUAGUGUUUCGUCCCUUUCGAUGGAAUCCACCACCUCGAGCAGCCAGAAGUCCAACCACUUGAACGGGUCCGCCUUGAUCCGGACGCCCCAGUCCAACAGAGUCCACAACGGAAAUUCCAAUUCGGCUAGCAAAAACGGGCACGACACUCCGAUCAUCAACGGACAGCUCAAGGAAGAUUCUCCGCUGAAGAAGGGUUCGCCCGAUUUCUACAUCAUCAAGGUUACCUACGAGACGGAUCACGUCGAACUGGAUGGGAUCGUGCUGUACAAAAGUAUUAUGCUCGGCAACAACGAGCGAACGCCGCAGGUCAUACGGAAUGCAAUGCUGAAGCUCGGUCUGGAAGGCGAUCCGGACAAGUACACGUUGUCGCAGGUUCUGCCGGACAAAGAACUGCUCCUGCCGAACAAUGCCAACGUGUACUACGCGGUCAACACGGCAUACAAUUUGAACUUUAUUCUUAGGCCAAAAAAGGAUCCGGACGGUGCUCGGUAGGAAAUCGGUGCGCCGCGGGGAGCUUGCUAACUUAUGAACCCGUUUGUAAAUAUAUUUAUUCUCUAGGAAGGAAGGUACAUCAGACGAAUCUCUUAUCGGAAGUGAAGCGCGAAAACCGCAAACAGUGUAACUGAUAUUAACCGGGAUAAUAUUUAAAAAUUGUUUUGUACAGAAUCUGUGGCGAACUAUAAGUAGCACGUAGGAUUAUACAAUGAACGUUUUUAGCCGCGUCGGAUCAGAUAAGUUUUAGAAACAAGCACGGAUUAUGAUCGUAACACGAAAAACUAACAUAUACUGGAUUUGAGACAAAUAGGAAACUAUAGAGCUUUCGGAGCGAUGAAAUCAGGAAUUGUCGAUAAACUGAGAAGUGAUAACUAUCCAAUUGUGUACUGUACAGAGAGAGGUUAACCAAGCAGUAUCCAAGACUAGACUAGACAUUUUUUAGGGUAGAUACUAGUUCAUGUAUACUAAAAAAGAAUGAAAAUUUAUUGGAAAUAUUAUAAUUCCUCACUGGUAAUUGAAACUUA
This is a messenger RNA of Aedes aegypti (yellow fever mosquito), 5092 nucleotides long. It is a transcript of the gene Rgl, whose product is annotated as ral guanine nucleotide dissociation stimulator-like 1. The record is from RefSeq and is a predicted model, not a curated record. Gene Ontology annotation, cellular component: plasma membrane. Bases 2352 to 4565 code for a protein of 737 amino acids. NCBI's taxonomy places the organism in Eukaryota, Metazoa, Arthropoda, Insecta, Diptera, Culicidae. Gene Ontology annotation, molecular function: guanyl-nucleotide exchange factor activity. Gene Ontology annotation, biological process: Ras protein signal transduction; positive regulation of GTPase activity. The transcript is spliced from 8 exons.